Molecule: messenger RNA, 2497 nt
Organism: Frankliniella occidentalis (western flower thrips)
Lineage: Eukaryota; Metazoa; Arthropoda; Insecta; Thysanoptera; Thripidae
Product: BTB/POZ domain-containing protein 17
Exons: 10
Coding region: 147-1904 (585 amino acids)
Molecular function (GO): protein binding
Source: RefSeq, a predicted model, not a curated record
AUCAGCCUUUGCCCUUUUUUUUCUCUCUAUUUUUGCUGAAUACGAGAAACAUUACUUGUCUUAGCAUUGUGAAACACCAGGACACCUACAUGUAGUUGUGUCUAUCUUGGGUGACAUUGGUCAUCACUUGAAAUCGUUGUCUAAUUAUGUUAGAACACGUCGUUGGAAGAAUGUUUCAAUAUGCAGCCAGGAAUGCUCAACAGCGUAAUUCUCCUCCUAGAACAGACGAAAAGAGUUCAUCACCAUGUGAAGAAAGCAGCAAGUAUAACACUGCUGAGAUUGAGAUUGACAACUCCUCUGCUGUUCUGAAGAAUAUAUCUUCACUUCAUUCUGACAAAGUGUUAUGUGACGUUUGCCUUGUUGUUGGAGGCAAAGAGUAUCCAGCCCAUCGACUAAUAUUGUGUGCUUCCAGUGAAGUAUUUAGAAUAAUGUUGAUGAGCCCCCAAUGGAGUGAAUGUAAAGAAUCACGAAUUGUGCUGGGAGAAACACCAGCAUGUGCUGAAGUUUUUGAUCGAUUUCUUCAGUACUUCUACACAGGUCAUAUUUGUGUUGAUUCACAAACAGUUAUGCCCAUUCUUACCCUUGCUGACAAAUACAAUAUAAAGGAUCUUACCAAUGUAUGCCAGAACUACAUGUAUGAACAUGUUCAAUAUGCUGCAACAACCAAUCAGUUGGUUGCUUGGCACCAAUAUACUCAAGCCUGUGGACACAUUAAAGUAGCCAAGAAAUGUCAAGAUUUUAUUAAGUGGAAUCUUCAACUCAUUGCUCAAACUCCAGACUUUGGAAAUUUUGAGCCUGAAAUUUUGAUCAGCAUUCUUGAGCAAGAUGAUAUAGUCAUAUUAGAUGAAAUGACUUUACUAGAGUAUGUUGUAAGAUGGAUCAACCAUCAAAGAGAUGCUCUCUUUGCUGAAGCAGGUUAUAUCAUGGAUGAAGAAGGUGCCUCUGUCUGCAUAUGUGAUAUUGACAUCAAAACACUGUCAGAGGUCAACAGUCAAAUAAAAGACCUAGUUUGUAGAGUAAUUACUCAUAUUCGUUUCCCAAUGAUGAGUCCAACUCAACUUGCAAGCUUAUUGAUUCAACCUAUUGUUCAGGAGUUCAAAGAGUUCUUUGUGCAGCGUAUGGCGAUUGGAAUGUCCUAUCAUGCUGAUCAAAAGGAAAGAGUUGAAGAUGUUUGUGUCCAUGAUGAAGCAGGGAUUUCAUUGUUCACACCAAGACUGUAUACUUCAGAGUGCUGGUCAAUGUUGCUUCCAAUAGAAAAUUAUUCACACCUUCCUCCAUACCAACUGAGAAGUCAUGUCUUCUCCUCGCACACUGCACUUGCCGAUCACAAAGGACACAAAACAUGUGAAUGGGCUGUUGACAUAUACCCUAAGGGGGUUUGGUUCCAAAAGUUUUACUCAAUUGUAUGGCAGGGAAUGGAGGAGGUGCCAGAGGUUGUCUUACGAACUGUUCGGGUAUCCAUAACUUGCAAGGAACCACCCUCAGAGCCAGAAGGAGAGAUGCGAGUAAAAGUUGGAAUCCUUGUUCAUGGUGUUAUGGAUGGUGUUGAGCAUAUUAUGCGCACAGUUGUUCGCACACACCGCUUUGAUGUUGAGAAUAAGGUUUUAAACCUUGAUGAUGUGGUCUCAUUUGACAAGUUAAAUCGAGACAUAGCAUCGUUGAGUCGUGAGUCUUACUCCCCAUAUCAUCCCCCUUCAACCUCAACUUCAUACUCAAACACAGGUACCUAUUCCAGUCAGCAGCCAUCCCCAUACCUUGUUGGACCGUAUCGGGACAUCCUCAAAAUACAUGUGGUUAUAGCACCGAUGGAACAAGUUUGUAGCCCAUCUCUGCUUCUUAAGCGUAACCUUAUUUUGUCAAAAAAAUUCAAAAGUAAACAAAACAAGCCGGUUAAGGAAGCUUAGAUUUUUAAAAUAUAUAAGUGCCCCUAGAUCUCAGCAAAUAUUUUAUGACAAAAAGAUAAUUAUCUAGUCCUCACUCAAACCAUUGUUUAUGGUACAUGCCUGUCAUAUUUUCCAUAAUUUGGCCUUAUUUUUGUAAAGACUUUCGUCAUACUGCCUGGAAAAUAUUUUUCGGACAAAAAUAGAUUUUAAGGUACAUAAGAAGCAAACAAUGUUGAUCGUUAAUAGAUCCUUAUCCUUUUCAUCACAUUCUUAUAGUAACUAACUUGAAAGUGAAACAAAGUAGAAAUCAAGACUGAUACUAUCUGUUUUAACACUUUUCAUUCCUGUGAAUCUCUGGAGACAUGAGUUGUCAGUAAUAAAACAAAAAAAAAUAUUUGUAGCUCUUGAUGCCAAUUAUGUAAGUGCCAAAUAAUAUUGUUCAGUUGGUAGCAUAUCAGUCAAGCACUGUCUUCACUUCAGUACAGCAUUUUGCAGGGAUGAAUUGUUUCUCUUCAUUUUGUUUGUCAUACUGUUGCAGUGGAAGAUAAAGAUUUAAUUAACUGUGUCUUGUUCAUAGACUGUGAUGUAACUAAAAAAUAUAUGUUUUGUCUAUA